CUUUUUUUUUCCACCCCACUUCUAAAUCCGCCUUCCUAAUACCGAGAUUUUCUCUGUAAACCCACCAACAAUGAGGAUCUUUGGCGGUUUUCCACAUCUCAUUUUAUGCAGCCAAAAUCUGAUGAAAAGGAAUGGAAGAAGGAGCCGGUUCCAGUGUUGCGGAGGCUGCCGACAUGGAGAGGCAAAAGUUCCCGUUCACCAUUGAAGACAUCUUGAGGAAUUAUCCAGACGCAGCACGGGAAAAUCCAGCGGUGUGGUGUUUAUGUUGUUGCUGUUGCUGUUGCUGCUGUUGCGUAGAUGGGAGGACGGAUCGUCCUCAUCGAGACAUGAUGACUGACCUCCCCCAAGGCAAGCGCUGCUCCUGUGUCAUCCCAACACCGCAACCACUCUCUGGGCUUCCCUCCCAAGCUUUGUGGGCACACCCCGGCGUUCGAGAAGAAAAAGAGGAAGCUGCGGCGGAGGCCCAGAUGCCAAGAAGGACCCGGCGACACCGAACCAUCUUCACGGAGGAGCAGCUGGACGCGCUGGAGGAACUCUUCCUGCAGAACCACUACCCAGACGUCAACGCUCGGGAAAAGCUAGCGCAGAGCACUCGGCUCCGAGAAGAAAGGGUGGAGGUUUGGUUUAAAAACCGCAGAGCCAAGUGGAGGCGCCAGAGAAGAAUCUCCUUUAAUGCAGGAAAUACAGAAAACUAACUUUGUAUCGAUCCAGUUCACGUUAUGUCACUAAGUCAUUUACAAACACUUUGGACCAUUCAAACUACAUGAAUGAAAGAAUGUACCGGUAGAUUAUUUUGAAUGUUUGAGUGAAUGGAAAUAAUGCCUUUUGGUAGUUUAGCAUCAAGUUACAACACGCUUUGUACAAACAAAUCGUCGUCGUGAACAAAUAAA
This is a messenger RNA of Hippocampus zosterae (dwarf seahorse), 890 nucleotides long. RefSeq names its product homeobox protein goosecoid-2. Gene Ontology annotation, molecular function: DNA-binding transcription factor activity, RNA polymerase II-specific; RNA polymerase II cis-regulatory region sequence-specific DNA binding. Gene Ontology annotation, cellular component: nucleus. The transcript is spliced from 4 exons. Lineage: Eukaryota; Metazoa; Chordata; Actinopteri; Syngnathiformes; Syngnathidae. The record is from RefSeq and is a predicted model, not a curated record. The coding region runs from base 132 to 695 and encodes 187 amino acids. Gene Ontology annotation, biological process: regulation of transcription by RNA polymerase II.